This is a messenger RNA of Postia placenta MAD-698-R-SB12, 2925 nucleotides long. RefSeq lists its product as hypothetical. The record is from RefSeq and is a predicted model, not a curated record. The transcript is spliced from 27 exons. Lineage: Eukaryota; Fungi; Basidiomycota; Agaricomycetes; Polyporales; Adustoporiaceae. The coding region runs from base 1 to 2925 and encodes 974 amino acids. Gene Ontology annotation, molecular function: ATP binding; nucleic acid binding.
AUGCCUCCCAAGAAUGCGUCGGGCUCUUCCACAGGACGCAGCAGGAAAAGGAAAACGGACGCGCAAACAGAGAGCUCUGAGGAACCUCCAAUAUCCGACGAUGUGAACUCACCACCUCCCGCCAAAAAGCCACGGGGGCCAAAGUCCGCGAAAGGGAAAGGCAAUGAAAGCACUGUGUUACCAGUGAAUUGGCCCGAAUACUUUGACUAUGUAUUUGUGCGGCAAUCUGUCGAAGGGUUACUGAAACAUUUUAUAUAUGCACUCCCUCCAGCGUUGACGCCAGAAGCAACCAGGAAGCUCAUAAAUAAGAGAAACGAACGUUUUAUCCAGGCUGUAAACGAACUUCUCGAAGCUACCUCUAAGCACGAAGAUCCAGCAUCGCUCUUACGGGAAGCUGCCCGUGAUCACAUCCCAGUCAAUCCUAAUGUCAGGAUAUCCACGGAUCCUGCUCAGUCUGACUCGAAAGGGAACGAGCGACGAAUCCCUGAGCCUGCCGACCGUCCAACAAUAGACGCAGUUAUUGAAGAGAUUCACAGUCAGGAAUGGUAUCAAGAUCAGAUCGUCGACAGAAGGAUCGUCGAAGCGAAGGACGGUGAUAUAGAUUAUCUGGAGCCAGCCCUAUCAAAGACGAUUGCGCAGGCACUUCAAAGCUCACGUAAUAUCACUUCUCUAUACACGCAUCAGGUUAUGGCCAUUUCUGCGCUCUCGCAGGGGAAGAACGUCAUAGUAUCCACUAGCACGGCGUCAGGCAAAAGUGUGAUUUACCAGGUCCCUCUGUUGCGCUUCUUGGAAGAAGAUCCACACUCGACGGCAAUGUUUAUAUAUCCUACGAAAGCCCUUGCUCAAGAUCAGAAGCUUGCUUUAGAACAACUUCUAUACUCGUGCCCGGGCCUUGAGAACGUCAAAGUAUCUACAUACGAUGGAGAUACCCCGCAGGAGCUGCGAGCUGGAGUACGCGAAACUGCUUCAGUGAUAUUCACCAACUUCGACAUGCUGCACGCUUCCAUUCUUCCCCACGAAGAUCUAUGGCGGCGUUUUCUGAAGAAUCUGAAGCUUGUCGCGGUAGAUGAGCUUCAUUACUACUCUAAUGUGUUCGGAAGCCACGUGGCUCAAGUCAUGAGACGGUUCCGGAGAGUGUGCGCUGCUGUGGGCAACAGUAGAUCCCGGUUCGUGUCAUGCAGUGCGACAAUUGCAAAGCCGAAACAGCACAUGGUGGACAUUUUCGGUAUCGAGGACGUGGUAGAAGUUACGGAAGAUGGUGCUCCGUCGGGGCGCAAAGACUACUUGAUCUGGAAUGCACCCUUAUUAGAUCCUAUGGAUGCAAGCUCUGGUAGACGGAGCUCUAUGUCGGAAGCGACUCGCCUGAUGAGGUUCCUCAUGGCAAGAGGAAUCCGUGUUAUCUUAUUUUGCAAGAUACGCAAGGUUUGCGAGCUAGCAAUGAAGGCACUAAGGGCGGAGCUCACCGCCGACGGGCGUCUCGAUAUCCUUGAUAGGGUUAUGGCGUAUCGUGGAGGUAUGUGUGAAUUAAUUGAUCGCCGGAAGAUAGAGAAGGAAGCAUUCUCUGGGAACCUACUUGGGAUUGUCGCUACCAAUGCCCUGGAACUUGGUGUGGAUAUAGGUGUUCUGGAUGCAGUCAUCAUGCUUGGAUUUCCAAUAGGAGGAAUCGCGAGUUUUCGACAACAAGCUGGUAGAGCAGGACGGCGUGCGCGUGACGCUCUGGCGGUUUUCGUUGCCGAAUCCUACCCCAUUGAUCAACACUUCGUAAACAAUCCCAGCGAGCUAUUUGACAAGCCGAUGAAAGACUUAAUCAUCGAGCUGGAUAGUAAAGUCAUCAUAGAGGCACACCUGCAGUGUGCGGCACAUGAAAUGCCUGUGACCCUCGAGGACGAGAAGUACUUUGGUCCAACCUUGAAGGACCUAUGCGAGACAAGCCUUAUUCGGGAUGAGGACGGCUGGUAUCACACACACCCAAAAUUCUUGCCAUUUCCAGCGAAGCACAUCAGUCUUCGCGGUGCAGAAGAAGAGAAAUACAGUGUGAUCGACGUUACGAAGGUCGACAACCCAGGAGGCCAAGCCUUUAUCUUAGAGGAAGUAGAAAUCUCUCGGGCUCUAUUCGAGAUCUAUGAGGGCGGAAUUUUCAUACACCAAGGCCUGACUUUCAUUGUUAAAGAAGUCAGCCACGACUCGAAGACAGCGAAGCUCGUGCGUACUGACGUGAAUUGGAUCACCCAACCACGCGACUUCACCAACAUUGAUGCUGUCCAGACAUAUCGCAUACGGGAGAUCAAAGGCUCCCCUUUUCGUGCCUUCUACGGCCGUGUUGAGUUGAAGACUGUCGUGUAUGCAAUUAUUGAUGCAGUCGACCUUGACACUCCUCCCUGGGAGCGGGAAAGCACGGGCAUGUGGAUGGACGUCCCGAAACCCAUCCUCGAAUUAAUGCGCGAUUCCGGGAUCAACCCAGCCGAGGCUAUUCAUGCUGCUGAGCAUGCAUUCCUGAACCGCUUUGCGCUGGCGAUGGACCUAAAGACAGAAUGCAAGGUGGCUGAGAAGGAGUACAAAACGAAAGCGUCUCAGAGAAAGCGACCGGCUAGGUUAAUCUUCUACGAGCCAACUGGCAAGGGCGAAGGGAUAGCGGUGAAGGCAUUCGAUCAUGUGUCGGAUAUCCUUCGUGAUGCCCACGACGCCGUCGAGUCAUGUCAGUGUGAAGAGGGGUGUGCAGCAUGUAUCGAUAGCCUCUCGUGUAAGGAAGGCAACCUGGUCUCUUCCAAGACAGGUGCCCUGAUUGUGCUCAAAGCAAUCCUCGGCCAUCCCAUUGAUGUCGACCUGAUUCCCGAAUACCCUCCGGAGAUUAGCAACCUACCCAGCACUGUUGUGCAAGCUCCCGCGGUCCGCACUGCUCCUGGCGUAGAAGUUGAAGAAGCAUGA